This is a messenger RNA of Pseudogymnoascus verrucosus, 2581 nucleotides long. RefSeq lists its product as uncharacterized. The transcript is spliced from 3 exons. Gene Ontology annotation, biological process: glucan catabolic process. Gene Ontology annotation, molecular function: beta-glucosidase activity. Lineage: Eukaryota; Fungi; Ascomycota; Leotiomycetes; Thelebolales; Thelebolaceae. The coding region runs from base 488 to 2332 and encodes 614 amino acids. The record is from RefSeq and is a predicted model, not a curated record. Gene Ontology annotation, cellular component: cell surface; extracellular region.
AUCAGCAUAGAGUACGACCGGACAACACAGGCGAGAACCCAGUAUAGAGUAAAUUACCAUACCUUCUACACGAGAAAGAUCCAUAGGCUAUCCGGCGAAUACGACGACGUAAAUGUUGCGAUCUCGUAUUGCGGCGCGUUUAGCCGAAAUUGGAUUAUUGAACACUACUUCGUAAUACGAUGGGACGCCCAGAGUCAGCCCUUCAGCCCACCCUUCAAAUACGAGGGGUCCCCCCAUGGAUGUGCAACAUCCCCCGCAAACGGCUGUCGCACAUUUCGCUAUCGUUUUGUUUUUUUUGUUCUUGUCACUCGUUUAUGAUAUGCAAUAUCGCGUUUAUGGAGGCAUAGGAGAAGCUUUAAGGGGUUUCAAAGUUGCUGCGGGUAGAUAGACAGCGAUCGACAGCCCGAUAAGAGCUCCUCGUCCUAGUGGAGCACGAUAGGCCGCGAUCGACAACCAGAUACCCAGGCUGUCUCACUUGAUAGAGGGAAUGUUAGACGCAGGGAAGAGCACGGAGAGGUUGCAUAGUGGCAACUUGAGCUCCGGCGAGGAUGGAGGAGUUGUGCAAAAAAAGAAGGGGGGGAUCCGGCCGAUUUGGUAUUGGAUCGCAGGUGUCUUCGUGAUACUGGCAAUUGCUGGGGCGGUCGUGGGAGCUCUUGUCGCGAAAGAUGUGAUUCACGUGGGAUCUGGAAAAUCAGCAGCUGCUGUCGGCGACACAGUUGGCGACACAACGGAGACUGCUGGUUCGCCGAGCGAGACUUCUUCUCCUCCAGUCGAGAGCUCCGAUGGCUCCGACUCGUCAGUCGACACUCCCUCCUCUUCCUCCACUUCUGGUACCGGCACUCCGACUUCAUCUACAACCUCGGAGAAGUCGACAAGCAAACCAACAGCAACAGCCGCCUGCACAACUUCUGACGAGAUUCCUUCAAAGGAGAAAGGCACAUGGAUGGACACAACGUCGUGGCUGGAUAUGACUGGCUUCAACUGCACAUUUACGGAUGCGACUGUGGGUGGCCUUCCCAUCGUCGGCUUGAAAUCGACGUGGGACGACUCCAAGCAAGCCAACGCAAACGUACCUGCAUUGAACAAGCCAUGGGGAUCCUACGCCAGCAAACCUUUCCGCGGUGUUAGCUUGGGCGGGUGGCUCUCUCUCGAGCCCUUCAUUACCCCCUCACUGUUUCCCGACACAAGUCUCGUCGACGAGUACAGCUUGUGCAAGAAGCUUGGCCCAAAGGAAGCUGCCAAGACAUUGGAAAAACACUACUCCACCUUCAUCACUGAAGACGACUUCAAGGCUAUCGCCGCCGCGGGUCUGGAUCACGUACGCAUCCCAUUCUCGUACUGGGCAGUAAAGACCUACGACGACGACCCAUACGUGCAGGGUAUCUCAUGGCGCUACCUCCUCCGCGGCAUCGAGUGGGCGCGUGCACACGGCCUACGCGUGAAACUCGACCUACACGGUGCGCCUGGCAGCCAGAACGGGUGGAACCACAGCGGGAGGCAAGGGACGUUGGACUGGCUCGAGGGCCCGCACGGCGCUCUUAACGCCCAGCGGACGCUGGACAUCCACGUGCAACUAGCCAAGUUCUUCUCCCAGGACCGCUACAAGAAUAUCAUUGCCUUCUAUGGCCUCAUCAACGAACCUGCUCUUGCCCUCUCGCAGUCUGAUCUCAUCCUCUGGACGGAGAAGGCGUUCAAGGUCGUCAAGGACAACGGCUUCAGCGGCACCCAGGUCUUCAGCGAGUCGAUGCGCGGCCUCGAGCCCUGGCAGGGCACCCUAACAGGAUACGGCGAUAAGCUCGCCAUCGACGUCCACCAAUACACCAUCUUCGAUAACGCCCUCACCGGCCUCAAGCACACCGAGCGCGUCAACUUCGCCUGCAAAGCCUGGACCCAAGCCUCAAUCUCUGGCAUGAACCCCGCCAGUGGCUUCGGACCCACCAUGGUAGGCGAGUGGUCCCAGGCCGACACAGACUGCACCAAGUACCUCAACGGCGUCGGCAACGGCGCCCGCUGGACCGGAACCUUCUCCGGCACCACCACGCCCUACUGCCCCACUGGGGACAGCAAGUGCAGCUGCGAUCUCGCGAACGCGGAUGCGUCCUCCUACAGCAAGGAGUACAAGCUCUUCCUGCUGACGUGGGCGCAAGCCCAGAUGUCCGCCUUUGAGAAGACGUGGGGAUGGUUCUACUGGACCUGGAAGACGGAGAGCGCGCCGCAGUGGAGUUAUCAGGCAGGGUUGGCGGGAGGGUUCAUGCCGCCGCUGGCGUAUCAGCGGAGUUGGGAUUGUUCGAAGACGGUGCCUGAUUUUGGGAGCCUGCCGGAAUUUUACUAGAGCGAGCGAGCGGUGUCAUAUGAAGCGAUAUAUUAGCGUAUAUAUGAGAGGGAUUUAGGUUGGGGGUUUAUAAGGGGGGAUUUAAUACUUUACUUAAUGUCUAAAAUUUGUAACUUUGUAAAUGUCAGUUUGGCAACCCGCAACACUCGUUCUCUAUAUGAAAUAGGCUUCUUUCAUUUUUCAUACUCGACACGCCAUAGUGAGGCUCAUCACAAAUUCUACAUUAAAGCAAUACUCAUGAUACUCAUG